Messenger RNA from Penicillium vulpinum, 1227 nucleotides. Its product is annotated as S-adenosyl-L-methionine-dependent methyltransferase. The record is from RefSeq and is a predicted model, not a curated record. The transcript is spliced from 5 exons. NCBI's taxonomy places the organism in Eukaryota, Fungi, Ascomycota, Eurotiomycetes, Eurotiales, Aspergillaceae. Gene Ontology annotation, molecular function: O-methyltransferase activity. Bases 1 to 1227 code for a protein of 408 amino acids.
AUGGAACUUGCAAAUAUUGAAUUGAUUCGCUUGCGUCUUGAGGAGGUGUCGGUUUUUAUAAAUCAAUACCUCGCGACGAAUUCGGAUACUGCAAGAGUUCAAGCACUCGAAGAAACCACCAAGCUCACUCGACUGUUUGAAAAACCGAGUGAUGUCAUUUUGAAGAUGUUUCUUUCGCCCACACAACUUAUGGCAGUCAAAGUUUCUCAUGAUUUAGGGCUUUUUUCUACCAUCACUCAAUCUGCCACAGCUCUUGACACCGAGCAGCUGUCUUCGGAUACUGGGGCAGAUCAGCUGUUGAUAGAGCGUGUCAUGCGUGUCCUUAUAUCUAUCAAUUUCGUUGAAAAAGACGAAGAUGGGAAAUUUCAUGCCAAUAGCCUCUCCAAAGAAAUGGCAAGGGGAGCAUCAGCCGGUGUUAUCGACUCUUUAUUCCUCGACAUCGCUCCCAUAAUUUAUCAAACGCCGGACUUUCUUCGUCAUACUGGAUACCAGAAUCCGACUGACCCACUCAACGCGCCAAUUCAAUACGCCCAUAAAACCGCGCUACCCAAAGCCCAGUGGCUCGAGAAGAACCCAGACAUCCAAAAACGCUUCCAUAGAUAUGUGGAAGGGGUUCGGGCGAACCGGAUGUACUGGGUUGAGUGGUUUCCCGUUCAGGAAAGGGUCAUCACAGGGGCAUCGAAGAGAGAAGAGGAUGUGCUGAUUGUGGAUAUUGGGGGUGGGACCGGACGUGAUAUAUCCGCGUUCCAGAAGCGAUUUCCUCACACCCCUGGAAAACUUAUACUGGCGGAUCUGCCUUCUGUCAUUCGGAACAUUCGACGCCCUAGCCCGGGGAUUAUCCCAGUGGAGUACAAUCUGCUGGAUGCUCAGCCGAUUCUUGGUUCUCGCAUUUACUAUCUAAAAUUUGUUCUCCACGAGUUUCCGGACGACACGUGUAUUGCAGCUCUGAGUAAUAUAGCCAGUGCCAUGAAGCCCGGCUAUUCCAAGCUAUUGAUUGAAGAAUUCGUUCUUCCUGACGAAGGCGCGAGUGCCUUGUUGUGCAUGCUUGACAUGGCCCUUUUGGUAUUUAACCCCGGAAUGAUACGCACACGAACACAAUGGACUACACUCUUGAGUCGGGUCGGACUUGAGCUUAGUGCUAUCCAUUCCGCCGACUAUAAUGACGAUGGUCUGGUAAUUAUUGAGGCUGAAUUGAACGCAAAUGCUGCAAGAGAAACCCAUUUAUGA